UGGGGUAUGCCACACAACUGAUGAUUGUAACACAUUCUUAUUUUAUAAUUUUCAGACAGUUCUGUCAGUUCCAUGCCUGUAUCACCAUCAUCUUCUCAAUAUUCCACGUGUGGUUCUGAAAUUAAUGAGGAUUCGGGUGCUUUCAACAAAAACCACAAAACAAAAUUCUCAAAGCAACAACAACUUUAUUUUGGCUCUACCAACAUUCCACCUCCUGCUUCAUCAAGAAAUGCUCAAUUAUUUGCUUCUCGACGUUCUCUUCCAAUAUGGAAUUUCAAAAACAAAAUUUUAGCUUCUAUUAAACAACAUCCUGUUACUCUAAUUACUGGCGGGACAGGUUGCGGGAAAACUACUCAGGUUCCCCAAUUUUUGUUGGAGGAUGCUGCAGACAAUUCUACCCCAAUCCAAAUAAUGUGCACUCAACCUAGACGUCUUCCUGCAAUAUCAAUAGCUAAGAGAGUUGCUUUGGAAAGGGGAGAACUGCUUGGGGAUAUUGUUGGAUAUCAUAUUCGUUUGGAGCAGAGAAUUUCGUCCAAAACUGCACUUACUUAUUGUACAAGUGGUGUUCUUCUUAGAAAAUUGACUAAUAAUGAAUUAGCUUCAGAGAUUACACAUGUUAUACUUGACGAAAUUCAUGAACGAGAAACAAAUACUGAUUAUUUAUUAAUUGUUUUGCGAUGGGCAAUUUCACGUCGACCAGAUUUGAGAGUUGUGCUAAUGUCUGCAACUAUGGGAGAAAACAUUAAUAAAUUCUUGAAAUAUUUUGAGCAACAGGGGAUUUGUCAUAUUGAUGUUCCUUCACGUGUCUUUCACGUCGAUUGUUUUUUCUUACCUGAAAUUAUUGCUUUAACUGGUUAUCAAUCAAAAUCAUCUUUUGGAAUGUUUAACAACAAUAUUAAUAAAAACAAUAGCAAUGGAACUAAAAUUACUGGAGACUGCUAUUCUCCCUUUCAAUCAUAUAAUCAAUUUGAAUCCAAUCCUCCAAUUAAUCCUUAUGGGUUUUUUGAAUCCUCAAAUGUACAGAACAAUUCUUUUGGUUGUGAGAACGGCAGUUAUGCAAUGAAUUCUUUUCCUUUAUGCCAAUCAAACUCCAAUUAUAUAGAUCAACUCCUUAUUGACCGUCCUUCAUUUGCUGACAAAAAUUUUCUAUUAAAAUUUCGUGUUGGAAUGCUUCUUUUGCCGCAAAAGGAUAUUGUUGAUAAAUAUUUGGACUCUGGUGGCAGACAAUGGCGUGAUUCUGUUGAUAUUGAUCUUGUUGUAGCUACAUUAAGAUACCUUGUGGAUAGUUCUGUUCAAGGGGCAAUAAUUGUUUUUCUUCCUGGAUAUGAAGAAAUUUGUAAUAUAUAUUAUCGAAUUAUGACAAUUUUUGAAGAAGGAAAAUUUAACUGCGAACCUGUUGUUUUUACUCUUCAUUCUCAAAUUAAUAUGAAUGCACAGCAGAAAGUGUUUGAUCGUGUUAAAGAUGGACAACGUAAAGUGAUUUUGAGUACCAAUAUUGCUGAAGCUAGUCUUACUGUUGAUGAUGUUGUAUUUGUAAUCGAUAGUGGAAAAGCAAAAGAGAAAUCUUAUGAUUCUUCAACUCAUGUUGCCCGCCUUAAUUGUUGUUGGAUUUCACAAUCAAGUGCUGAACAAAGAAAAGGUCGUGCUGGUCGUUGCCAAUCUGGUUAUUGUUUUCGCCUAUAUACUUUGGAAGAUUAUAACAAAAUGGAGCCAUCACAAUUACCUGAAAUUAAACGAACUGCUAUUCAUGAAGUUUGUUUGCAUGCAAAAAUGUCUGCGCCUGGUGGUUUGACUGUUCAAGAAUUUUUGAGACAAGCACCGGAUCCACCUGAUGAAUUUAUUGUGGAUCAAAGCAUGUUAUUUCUUGAGCUUCUUGGUGCCCUCCAAUCGCCACAAAGCUGGGAUGACUUCAAUACUCCAUCAGAUGGCUUUGGGGAUUAUAAUUAUUCUCCUACGCAACGUAAUACAAACCAUCGUAAUCGAGGGACUCUCUACCAGAAAAUGAGCCGUUCCAGCAAUAUUUCACCAAGAAGUUGUACUCAAUAUAAUUUUGAAGAUGCAUUAAAUGAUAUUCAGAAAGAAGCUGACAUUACUGAAAUUGGAAAGAUUAUAACACAUUUGCCUUUGGACCCAAAAUUAGCCAGGUUGCUGCUUUUUGGACUUUCUUUUAAAUGUUUGAACCCAAUUACUACUCUUGUUGCUGCCAUAUCAUAUCGUGAUCCAUGUUAGUUUCUUUUUUCUCUAGAAUUUUUUUCAUCAUUAUGAUUUCAAAAAAUAAGCUUUUGUUUCAUUGCUUAUUAUCACAUGUCGAUAUUUAUAAGAUCGGCAAUUAUUUUUUUGGGGGUUUUUGUUUUUUAAAUUUCAUUUCCAAUUUCAUUUUAUUGUAAGCAUUAGUGUUAAAUAAGUUUUUCUUCAAAAAUCCCCUCAAAUUUUUCUAUUUUCCCCAUUUCGUGGGAGGGGCUUUAGCCCAAGAAGCACCCCCUGGCUACGCCCUUAUAAAAACAGAAGGGGUCACUUUAGUACGUGGGUCC
Meloidogyne enterolobii is the source of this 2531-nucleotide messenger RNA. NCBI's taxonomy places the organism in Eukaryota, Metazoa, Nematoda, Chromadorea, Rhabditida, Meloidogynidae. The record is from the annotation of a GenBank genome assembly.